Caenorhabditis angaria is the source of this 310-nucleotide messenger RNA. The record is from the annotation of a GenBank genome assembly. NCBI's taxonomy places the organism in Eukaryota, Metazoa, Nematoda, Chromadorea, Rhabditida, Rhabditidae.
AUGUUCGCUAAAGUGUAAGUUCUAUUAAAAAUCUUUCUCAAAAAUUCAAUUUGUUUUUUUUUUCAGUAUCAUCUCAAUGUUCUUGAUUGUCGCCGCUCUUUUCGGUUCAUCACAAUCUCAAAUUGUUUAUCCAUCAUAUUAUCCAACUGCUGCCGCUUAUGCUUAUCCAUCUUAUUAUCCAUCAUAUUAUGGUGGAUAUGCUGCUGCACCAGCUUAUGCCUAUGCUUGGGGAUCAAACAAAGGAAAGACUGACUCGGCUGCUGCUCCAGCUCCAACUCAAGGAUCAUCUUUGACUAAUAACAAUCAAUAA